AUGCCGUCAACGUCUGUAGCUUUUUUCUUUGGCAAUUUGGAUAAAACUUUACGCACUUCACUAUCUGUGACGGGGGAAAAGGAGAAACCAGAAGAAGAGGAUACAAGACGGAGGAGGAUCAGUCAGGAUGAACACCACAGUACUGAGGACCUCUUACUUCCUGAUGUUACACAGUCCAGCAUAGGGGAGGAACCAGUGAACACAAAUCUUCCUCAGGUGGAUGCAGGGAGGCAGUCACUGACUAGAAGGGACAGAGUGAAAUGGCCACCAGCCGACGACAAACAGUGGGAAGCCUUCGAUGAUGAUUUGGACAAGAUUCUGGAAGGCACAUUAAUUGAAGACGUGGAUAAGAAAAUAGCAGCCUUAUCAAAAAUUGCAUAUACAGUUGGUAAAGAAUGGUUUGGAACAGCCAAAGCAGACAAUAAGAGCAAUGAACAAACUACCAGCAGUAGACGACAGCGAGAGAUUGAGACUCUCAGGAAAGAGAAAUCAGAAGCAUCACAAGGCAGUAUAAGAAGGCAAACCAUGAAGAACAGCUUGGACUCAUUGAGACUCUUGAACUGUUCCCUACUGGUGCUAUACCCAGCGUUGCUUUGCCUGUACUGGUACUUGCCGCCAUUGCAGACGAUCCUGAAAGGAAAUGACGCCAUUUCCUCAGCUAAAUCACAGGAUGAGGCAAGAACUCUCUCCUUGAUCACCAACCAUGAACUACUUUUAAACUCUGUACCAAAAUCAUAUAACAAUGGAUUCAUCGUCUACGCAUGCAGCAAAGAUCACUCCUGUGGCGGAUGGUCGGACAGAUUGUCCGGAAUUCUGUCUGUCUUUGUAAUAUCACUCAUCACAAAACAACAGUUUUUAAUUCACCAUAACAACCCCUGCCUUCUUGCCGACUUUCUGGCUCCUAAAGAAUAUGACUGGAGAUAUAAUUCAAGUAAUUUCGUCAAAACAGACAAAAAAAAUUAUGUUCUCCUAAAUAGAAAAUCGUUGCGAGCAAAGAAAUAUCUUUCUGGUGAAAAGAAUUUAACAAAAUACUUCAAAAGUCAUAUUAAUUUAAUACACAUGAAUUGGGACUUUACAGAUGUGAUCAGAUCGAGGCCGCACAUUGGAAGCGAGGUUCCGUGGAUAACAAAGUUGCAUUUUGCAGACAUCUAUAAGGAACUCUACAAUUAUUUAUUCAAACCAUCUGAGACACUUUCCCGCGCUUUAAAAUCACAAAUACGGUAUAGACCUAAGACAGCUUGUGCUCAUAUUCGUAUUGGGAAAAGUCCAACCAUCCCUAAUGACCCUCCGAGGCAUCAACAACCUCUGGAAAUUUUGUGGAAUUUCUUGGAUAUUUUAGAUAAAAAUGUGUAUGAUAUUUUUAUAGCAACGGAUGACGACAGAGUUGUUAAAAGGGCUACAAAUCGUUAUCCAAAAAAUAUAGUCAACACAGAUGGUAAAAUUGGGCAUAUUGAUGCAAUUCUUCAGCGAAAAAAUCUUGACCAACAAGAUAUAUUUCUUAAAAUGAUGAUGGAUUUUUACGCGUUGAUCAAUUGUGAUAUACUGAUUCUCACCGAGAGUGGGUUUGGUAUCAUGGCAGCUUACAUUCGGAACAGUGACUCUGGUCUAUAUUGUUGGAGAGGCUCCGAACUGAAUCCUUGUUCAAGAUAUACAAUCCAUCAUAUGUUCCCGUGGCCCGUGCUGGCACCACCUGAAUAUUUUCCCGUUGAAAGAAGGGUUUCUCAAAAAAUAAGGAAAAAAGGGAAAUCUGUUUAA
This is a messenger RNA of Ylistrum balloti, 1755 nucleotides long. RefSeq lists its product as uncharacterized. Bases 1 to 1755 code for a protein of 584 amino acids. The transcript is spliced from 3 exons. The record is from RefSeq and is a predicted model, not a curated record. NCBI's taxonomy places the organism in Eukaryota, Metazoa, Mollusca, Bivalvia, Pectinida, Pectinidae.